UUCGAGGUCAUAACGAUGGACAUCAAGGUCAACGCAGAUGGUGUGCUGAGGGAGGUGUGUGGAAUUAACGAAGGAACAACUUGUGAAGAAGUAAUAUUUAAACUUGCACAAGUUGCCAGUUUACCUGGCUUCUAUACUUUGGUCGCAAGCUAUAGAGAGGAAGAGGUUACGCUUUCUCCAGAUGAGCGGAUCAUAAAUUUCAUCAAAGAUACUAAAGAAAAUCCUGCCAAUAUAUGUUUUAUUCUUCGCCGACUGGAGGCCAUUUCCCCUUUCUCUCCGAAGAAUCCCAAAGUCUAUCCUCCUGUUCCUAGUCACCAGUCGACAAGCCGUUCUCAUUCACAAAAUCCACGAACUUCAUCACGAUGGUCUAAUCCUCAACCGACAGCAGAAAAUAGAGAUUUGUAUUCUAAUACACCGACAUCUGUACCAAUUCAAACUCACCAGUUUGUCACUUCAAAGCAAUCACGAAAUUACUACAGUGAUUCUGCUCGUGAACCAAUCAGUACUCAGCUAACAGCCAAUUCUAUCAGUGAUGAACAAUCGUAUCACGAUGUUGAUCAAUACAACCAACUCAAAGAUCAACUAGCCUAUCAAGAACAACAGGUUGAACUCAAUCGAAUACGAUUACUUCGUCUAGAUAAAGAAAUAAAUCAUUUGGAACAAUCAGCUCGACAAGGUGUGAAAGAUGGCUAUUCUACACCUGAAUUAUUAAGUGGAUCUGCAGUUGGCCCUGUCGCAGAAUUAGCUCAACUAGCCGCCACGCCUUGGUCACAAUUGUUGGAUACGAAUCGUGCAAGACAACGCGAACUACUGUCAGAAUGUGAACGACAUAAAAUUGCUAUCGAUCAAGUGGAUAGUCAUCUUGCGAAGACAAAGAUGAAUUUAUCUCAAUUAGAAAAUCAAAUCAGUCAAGAAUUGAACCGACUACUCAAUGAAUUGGAAGGAUACAACCAACACAGACGAUUAUUAUUGAAGUCAGCCAACAGUUCGUCACAUACUCGUCCAAGAACUAUUAAUCAUCCAUCAGAUGCAAGUGAUGGAGUUGCUGUGUGAUAGUUUGCACCAGCAGGGGAGGGAGGCUCCUUGAAAUAGUAUUCUACGGUACAGAAAAAGUAACAAUAUCAUGUUUUCUUGCAAAUUACGCAAUGAUCUCAAGCAAAAAAUAAUUUCAAUUCUUUUCAUAAACUCUUCCUUAUAAUGUACAAAUAUGAUUUUUAGACGGAACACUUUUUUUGAUCGACUGAUGUUUAAAGACUCGACUCAUCAUCUGUGCAGUACAAUCCCCCUUUUUUCACUGCUAUGCCGAUGGUGGUCAUCUCGAAAAUCGUCGAGACUCCAGAAUUCAGAGGUGAAUGAAUAAUUCACGUCUGCAGAAAUUCUAGUAUACUGAUGAUGAAUUUAGCUACGAGGGAUUAAAGCAAGAACCCUGUAUUUAAAAUCAUUCUGACCCCUGGCUGGCGAAAUUUGCUGCCAAUCGUUGUGAGUGAUGUUUUACUCCUCACGUCGUUCAAAAUGUGAUCAUUAUUAACGGUCAAAAAAAAACAAUGUUAUCAUGCAUAAAGAGACUUUUGAUAGUCUGAAGGGAAAG
Messenger RNA from Heterobilharzia americana, 1588 nucleotides. The record is from the annotation of a GenBank genome assembly. Lineage: Eukaryota; Metazoa; Platyhelminthes; Trematoda; Strigeidida; Schistosomatidae.